AUGUCACGGGGUACCAUCAUUGUGCCGUUCAUCAAUCUACGAACAAUAUUCGAGAAACUUGUGAUGGAUCGCACUGAAAAGAACCAGGUGCUUAUCCCAGAACGACUUAAGUCUCUGGAGAUAUGGCUGCAACAGACUCAUAUGAAAUUGAUCCAGGUGAACGGACAGCGGAGAUAUGGAGGACCCCCUGAUGUGUGGCACGGCGACCCCCCUGGGUCCGGAUGCGAGAUUUUUAUCAGUCAGAUUCCCAGGGAUGUCUAUGAAGACCGCCUGAUCCCACUGUUCAGCGCUGUGGGCCCGCUCUGGGAGUUCCGCCUCAUGAUGAACUUCAGCGGGCAGAACCGCGGCUUCGCCUACGCCAAGUACGGCAGCCCGGCCCUGGCGGCUGCAGCCAUCCGCUCGCUGCACGGCCAUGCCCUGGAACCGGGAGUGCGUCUGAGCGUACGGCGCAGCACAGAGAAACGGCAGCUGCUGCUGGGGGAGCUGCCCACCAACACCAGCAGAGAGCUGCUGCUGCAGGCAUUGAGGGACUUUACUGAGGGUGUCAAGUGUGUGACCCUGAAGUCGUCGCUCGGGGAGGAGGGCGUGUCUGCUGAUGUGGUCUACUCCUCUCAUCAUUUAGCUUCCAUGGCCAAAAAGGUGCUGGUGGAAGCCUUUAAGAAGCGUUUUGGCUUUUCCAUCUCUGUCAAGUGGCUGACCUCAACCAAGUCUAAGCCCAAGACCCCCCCGAGGGUUCCCAAGACCCCUCCAUCACCUUUCAAACUACCCCACCGCACCUUCAACAACAGCCCCCAUCUUCCGCUGUUGCCCCCACGGCUCAUCCGGCCCCCGUUGCCCCCGGGGUUCUCCCGGGCCGUGGGCAGCCCCGCCCACCUGGCACCUCCGCCAACCCCCCCCUCCCUCCUCCCCCGGCAGGAGCAGGGCAGAGUGGAUGCCGUGAGGCUGCUCCAGCAGCUGUGCAUGGCGUCCGGGGGCCGGCCUCCCUUGUUCGAGCUGCUCUACCAGAACACGGCUCCCGACGGCUUCCUGCGCUUCAGCUACCGGGUGUGUGUGCCGGGGCUGGGUGUCCCUUUCACGGGGAUGGUGCAGACGCUGCCCGGGCCCAGCGCCACGGCCAUGCAGGAGGAGGCUCAGCGGGCUGCUGCUGAGCAGGUCAUCAGGGCCCUCCGCAGGGUCUAA
Messenger RNA from Hypomesus transpacificus, 1179 nucleotides. It is a transcript of the gene dnd1, whose product is annotated as DND microRNA-mediated repression inhibitor 1. Lineage: Eukaryota; Metazoa; Chordata; Actinopteri; Osmeriformes; Osmeridae. Gene Ontology annotation, molecular function: mRNA binding. Gene Ontology annotation, cellular component: nucleus; cytoplasm. The transcript is spliced from 5 exons. Gene Ontology annotation, biological process: negative regulation of miRNA-mediated gene silencing; mRNA stabilization. The record is from RefSeq and is a predicted model, not a curated record. Bases 1 to 1179 code for a protein of 392 amino acids.